CAGUUAACACCUUGCCGAGUGCAGGGUGCAGGGGUGCCAGCGAGGGAAGUGCCACUGGACGUGUUCCCCAGUCCACCAGUAGGUCCAGGAGAAGGAGAGACGGUCAUCGCCAGUCCCAGCGAUCCCCCAAACGUCUUCUCACGCCGUUAUAGCCAGGCUGUCCUCACUGCAUUCUUGAAAUUAAUGUCAUGUGAGAAUGUCCAUAAUUGAAGCUUGUGCAGUGACUCCCCAGAUCUACCCAACACAAGUCAGGUGGAGUGCUGGGGGCUCACCCAAGGGACGCCAUGAGUGACCUGGCACCCUAUGACCUCCAAGUGGGCGGCCACCACAAGGGCAGCCGGUCACAUGUGCUAAAAGAUGGGAAAGGGAGGAUUCUGAAGCCCCUGAAGCUAAAUGCCAACCCAACCUUCAAUCCUGAUGUGGAGGUCACCAGGAAAAAAGAUUAUUCUGAGGAUGAGCUCCAGCCAGUGUGUCGAGAUGAGCUAGAAUUAUAUCAGCGCAUUGCCACCUCAACCCAUCAAGACGAUGUGACUUUGAAGCCCUUCAUGCCAGCCUUCCACGGCUCUCAAAGUGUUCCAGGACCUGAUGGCAAAGAUGAGCUGCACCUGUUACUGGGGGACCUGACAUGGGGAUUAAGGCAACCGUGUGUUGCAGACAUCAAAAUAGGCCGUACUUGCCACUACCCUGGCAAGGCUGCGAAGAAACAUGCCAUGCUGCAGGAGCUGGGCUUCCGCCUCACAGGUAUGAGGGUCGUGCAGGUUGAUGCAGAUUUUAAGAUGAGCCAAGAGGAUUGUAAACAGUGGACUACACAACAGGUACUUCAAGGCUUGGAUAACUUCUGCCAGGGCACCACAGGCAUUGCCACACACCUCCGACAUUCCAUAGUGCGCGAGUUGCAACACAUUCACCAUUGGGUUGAGUCUCAGCGCAGCUACAUGCUCAGGGGAAGCUCAAUCCUGGUGGUGUAUGAUGCAGACCAACUAACCUCAGUGCCCCCAGAUGUUAUGAAUGGUGAAACCGUUGUGUCCACGGAGGCAUGGCCCAAAGUUAGGGUGAAAAUGAUUGACUUUGCACAUGUCCUACAUUCCUUUGGAAAUAAGGAUGAAAAUUAUUUAUUUGGCCUAGAAAACCUAAUAAAGUAUAUCGAUAAUAAAGAUGUCAAGUUGUGAAAAAAUCCAUGGCUAGCCCACACAGUUGUACAGAUAUUUAAGUUCCACUCAUAUUUUUGGAAAGCAUCUGUGAAUGAUAACUGCUAAAUAUUCUGAAAACAAAGUACUCAGGAAUGCCACUAAUACAAAGGGUGUUUUCUAUCAUCUGAUGCUAAACACAAGUACAAGUUUUAUAUGGCCUUGACACGAUGUGUUGCUCUUUGUAAGCAUUCUUUAUACAUUUAAGUCAAUAAUUUUAUGGAGGUUGUAUCAUUAUUUUACCCUUGAAACAGGAUUAAGAAUGCAAGACUAUAUUCCAGUGCCUAAAAAUUUAACUACAAAAGGACAUAAAUAUAAUACAAGAGGUUAGAGUUAAGGCCUGGGCCUUCCCUUGAACUAUUUUAGUUUGAAAAAUCAUAAUGGUCAAUAGCCAUUCUGACUUUCCACCAUGCCACCACAGGAAGAGGGUCAAUGAUGAUUAUGAUAUACCAUUGUAAAAUGUGCUGUUUAAGCAACUAAGGAAAUGAUACUCAGGAUAGAUA
Eriocheir sinensis (Chinese mitten crab) is the source of this 1690-nucleotide messenger RNA. RefSeq lists its product as uncharacterized. Lineage: Eukaryota; Metazoa; Arthropoda; Malacostraca; Decapoda; Varunidae. Gene Ontology annotation, biological process: inositol phosphate biosynthetic process. The transcript is spliced from 7 exons. The record is from RefSeq and is a predicted model, not a curated record. The coding region runs from base 285 to 1169 and encodes 294 amino acids. Gene Ontology annotation, molecular function: inositol tetrakisphosphate kinase activity; inositol-1,4,5-trisphosphate 3-kinase activity. Gene Ontology annotation, cellular component: nucleus; cytoplasm.